CUUUGCUGCCCGGUUUCAGCGCAAGAAAGUGAUCCGGUAGACCGAUUGCUUUGCCUGGAACGGGAAAAACGAGAACGAACGUUGUUUUAAUAAAUACAUUUUCCUCCUCUUUUCAUUUCUCUUUCAGAUAAGGGGCAGCUUGCUUAGUAGGAGUUGAGUUCAAACUUUUGCUGGACCAACACCGGAGCAGAACGGGACGCAUCGGAUGAGCCCAAGAUGAUGCACUACAAGAAGGGUAAGAACGUCGAGGAGGAGCUCACCAAGGAGCAGAUUCCAAUCGAAUGCCUGCCGGGUCAGUUUCUGUGGAUGCACGUGAAGGGUAGCUCGCACAUCUUCAACCUGGUGAACUACGCCAAGAAGGCGCUGGAAUCCGGCGAGCAGCGGGCCGUGGUGUGGAGCGGCACUGGCGGCGGAAUCGGCAAGACCAUCAGCUGCGCCGAGAUUAUGAAGAAGGACUUUGAACUGAGCCAGGUCACGCGGGUGUGCUACAGGAAAGUCGAAGAAUACUGGGACCCCCAGCAGGAGGGCCUGGAGCAAAUCGUGGCCACCCGGAACAUACCCAGCAUCCACAUUCUGAUGUCGUUGGACGAAAUCGAUCCGAAAACGCCCGGUUAUCAGCACUCCAAAACGCGGACCACAUUCUGGCUGGAAUCGGACCCUGCUGCCAAGGGUGGUCCUCGAAAGGGCGGCAACUUUUUCACCGGGCCGCAGUUGAAGAAGAAACCGAAUCGAAACUACGGUGACGAUAAGGGUGGAUCGAGUGCUAACGGGGCUGGUGGUGGAGGAAGAGGUGACGGUGGGGCAGGUGGGAAGAAGGGUAAGAAUAAGAACAAAGGGGGAAAGGCAAUGGAGGGAAAGGAAAAAAGUGACAAGGAACAGCAAAAGAGCGAGGCGAGUGGGAGCGGUGAAAAUAAAGCCAAGAAGACUAAAAACAAUGAAAAUAAGCAGAAAACUAGAGAAGGUGAAAAGCCAAAGUCGGGGAAAUCUGCGAAUGAUAGUCAACCUAUGGAGUUAGGUGAGUAGAACGUAGAAUUCAGCGUUCAAUAAAUGUGUAGUUUAUGAAAAAUAA
Aedes albopictus (Asian tiger mosquito) is the source of this 1069-nucleotide messenger RNA. It is a transcript of the gene Rpp25, whose product is annotated as ribonuclease P protein subunit p25-like protein. Gene Ontology annotation, molecular function: RNA binding. Gene Ontology annotation, biological process: tRNA 5'-leader removal. The record is from RefSeq and is a predicted model, not a curated record. Gene Ontology annotation, cellular component: ribonuclease MRP complex. NCBI's taxonomy places the organism in Eukaryota, Metazoa, Arthropoda, Insecta, Diptera, Culicidae. The transcript has 3 exons. Bases 217 to 1023 code for a protein of 268 amino acids.